This is a messenger RNA of Phalacrocorax carbo (great cormorant), 12708 nucleotides long. The record is from RefSeq and is a predicted model, not a curated record. NCBI's taxonomy places the organism in Eukaryota, Metazoa, Chordata, Aves, Suliformes, Phalacrocoracidae.
GUAGCGAGGUGGGUGUUGGUCUCUUCUCCCAAGUUACUAGUGAUAGAAAGAGAGGAAUUGGCCUCAAGCUGCAUUGGGGAGAUUUAGAUUGGAUAUUAGGAAAAAUUUCUUCAACGCAAGAGUGGUCAGGCACUGGAACAGGCUGCCCAGAGAGGUGGGGGAGUCGCCAUCCCUGGGGGUGGUCAAAAACCAUGUAGAUGUGGCACUUCAGGGCAUGGUUUAGGAGACAUGGUAGUGUUGGGUUGUCAGUUGGACUUGAUGAUCCUAGAGGUCUUUUCCAACCUUAAUGAUUCUGUGAUUCUAUAAAUAACACCUUGACAUAAAUGGCGACUAAGCUCCUAAGUCGGUAGCUAUUCAUUGCGCACCCUUUUUCAAGAACCAACUAAAACUUUCUCAUUAUACUCAAUGUGGCUGACUUUUGGUAUGAAACACUUAGAAAAUUACUUUUGGUUGUCCUUUUUAUUCCGCUUCAAGGGUGAGAGAGGAUUUGGGGGAAGAAGUGAGGACUACCCCAUUUUGGUGCAAGGGCUUUUUUGCUGUUUGGAAUUUUCACACUCCUUGCGCAUCUUCUGCUGCACAGGGAAACCCAAGGGACUUCACAGUGUCUAACUGUGCUCUAAAAUUCCCCAGAAAUGGGUAGUUUUAAAAUCCCUGCUGCAGUAAUACCCAUUUCACUGGUUGUAAUGUGUAGAGAAAAGCUGAAAGAACUGUGAAUAAAGCAUUUGUUGGUAUUGUUAGCACCUGUGAAGAGUAAAAAGAGCUUCUUAAACUAGAAUACUGUUAUAAAGAAUAGCACAGGAGUCUCAAUCAGUUGGAAAGCUCUGGCUCGCUCGAGAGGUUUUGAUUACGUUGACGUCAUUGCUCUUUAAUUCAGCUGAGACUGUAUCGUUGUAUUGCAGGCCAGGUAUCUGUACUUCAGUGGCUGUGGUUUUAUUUUUAUACUUGCAUGUGCAGCACAGCUACUUUUAUCUGUCGCGUGACAUGAUCUUAGCAAAGGACCAUUUUCCAUAAAGUGACUGUUGAUGAAAAAAAGCACUGAAUAUAAAACUGUGACAGUCCACAGUGUUCAAAAGGGUUUUAAAUCACUGCCAGUGCCUUUGAAGCACUUGCGCUGCUGUACAGCUCUUGCUAACAGUCACUUAUGUCUUCCCUAUAAAUUUAGGCAAGCUUAAUAAAAAUCGAGAUAUGACACUAGGUCAUAGUAUAAUAUACCUUAUUUUGAUAUCAGCUGGACCUUGGUUGUGCAACAAACCCAGGAAGAGUAAGAAGCUCAAAAUCUUUUUCUAAGAAGCACCUAGACAUCAGGUUUGGCCUGUCUGUCUUGGAAGUUACAGGGACAUAAAUGGUGAGUUUUGAGGUCACAGUUCGGCAUCUGCAUUGAAUUUAUGAACUGUGAAAACAACUCCUUGUGUCUCUGAGGAAAGUGAACCAAGUAGGGUAGGUAAAGUACUUACCAAAUCUCUACAGCCCAGGUUUUGAAAGGUGACAGAUUAUUAAUAAAUGUUUAACAGUAUUUUGUCUUUUAGUAGCAGUUCAGGCUACAGGUAUAAAUAGUGACUUUAUAAAUAAGCAUUUGUGUUCCAUUUGAUGGAUUUGAUUAAAUUCAGUGUGUCAAGACUCACUUAUUUCAACUUCUGAGCUGUGAAGAUAAAUAUGAAAACCCGUUGCUUUUAUAGGCACAUGUAUAAAUUCAGAAAAUUAUUUCCAAAAAGCGAGGGAAGGCUAUCGCGCAUUGUACUAAAACAAAAUUGCAGCAUAAGCACCGGUUUCACAUGGUCUUUCCCUACUUGUAGUAAAAAUUUAGCAAAAUGAAUAAUACUGAAAGUUAACAUUAGGUGUCAGUAUUUUACAUAUUAUUUAGCGAGAGAAUAUCAAGUGAAAGAGCUUCUGUGAAAAAAAAAAAAAAGAAGAAUAUUACAGUCUGCUUUUUCAAAUGCUCUAAGUUAUCACAGUUAGAGUAAUAUCAGGAAUAAUUAUGUGUGAAAUAAUUAAUUGUAUAUACCCCGAAUGCUUCUUGCUGGUUACAUCUCUGAUUUAAAAUUCAGUAUUAAGUACUACUGCUUUCUAAUUGCGAUAACAUUUAGCUCUUCGAUUGUCUGAAGAAAUUACAUUUUUAAAAUUAAACUGCAAGAUGUAAGUGUCUGUAAAUGGCAGAAAAUUGAUACCCAGGUAGAGUGAUAAAAUGCCUAGAAAGUGAAGGAAGACGAAUGCGGAUAUGUAGAUCCCUGGUUGUAUGUGAUCUUUCUCACAUACACAAUUUAACAGAUCUCUCAAACUCACUGCAACUGUUGAAAACACGAGGGAAAGUACUAUAGGGUCCACCUGUGCAUUUCUACCCUGUUUUGCCUUGGAAUGGCUAAAGAGAAGGCAAAGUCCUCUUUCAUAAGCAGAAACGAAAGUUACUGUUUUCCAAAAAAUAGUACACUAUGAGUGAAGAAAAAGGUAUGACAUAUAGUUAUUUCCUCACCUGAGCUUGUUGCAUGAUUGAAAAUGGGAAGGACCUGACCCAUGUGAAGAGCUUAAGAUGCAAAAUGUUGGGAGCCCUUGGUCUGAAUACUGCAGGCUUCACCUUGCUUUUGUUUCAGAGAAGUUGAAACAAAGAUGUUUCUUCAUCAGCACAACAUUAUACAUGGGUAGAUUAUGCAAGAAAGAUGAAGGGAGAAAGAAAGGAUGGAAGAUAAUAAAACAAACUAAUUAACUUUUUAACUGAUGUUACAUUAUGUUAUGGUCAUGUUCCCAAACACAACUAGGUACAGGUGGGAAUUCCCCAUGAAAAUCUACCCUAGGGGUAGGGAUGGGCCGUGGCUGUGUUCAGAAAGGUGAAAAUAAGCAUCUAGGUCUAAAUCCAUAGAGGCGUUUUACAGGAUGUAUAAACAUCAAAGCAGUGACAGCAAGAUAAUGAAGACAUGGCCGAGGUAGGUGUGUUAUUUCAUAUACUCGCUUAUAAAACCCAUUAGUUCCAGAUGCAAUUAACAUGUCAUGAUCUAACAUGUUUCAGAGGGAGCUGACCUGCUCAGAGACCCUUAAAAAUCUCCGCAGGUUCCCAUCUCAACCUCUGGGCACCCAAACUAAUGAAAAUAUGUUUCUGAAAAGCUAGUCACUCUUUGCAACCAGCUGAGAGACAGUUUUGCACCGUAAGCUUAAACUUUUGUCAAUAUUUGUGAAAUAUAUUUAGAAAGCUUAUACAAAAAUGAAUAAGUUAUAGAUCAGUAAUUCAUACGAUUUAUAUUCCAAGUUUUUAUUACCUAAACUUACUCUCCUAAGCAUCAUUUUAUGUUUCUAGUUAAAUAUAAGUGAGAAUUGAUUGCGGUAUUUCUCAAUGGAAUUCUAUCUUUAUUUCAUCAUAAUUGCUUCAUAUUUGAAUAAUGACAGAUGAACUACUUCAUUCAAUUGUAGUUUUAAGGCUUUGAAGUCACAAUAGCAGCAAAGGAUUUAAAUCCUGAAGCCAUUAUUAUGGCAGAGAAGACAUCAGGGAAAAGGAAAACUUAUGUUCGUGUAAUUUUCUAGACAGCGAAAUACUUCUGCGGUUGUACUUUUUUUUUUCUCCCCUUUUUCUGGACAUUUUGCUAACGUUAAGAGGAUCCACUAAGUAACAAAAUGAAGUAGCUGCAACUUCUAGCAAAACAAAUGGCUUCCAUCUACCCUGGAAGAAGACAUUAGAAGUGCUGAAUGAGAGUCCAUGCUGAGGUGAAAGGAAACAUUCGGAAAUAUUCAUCCUUCAGGCUAUCAUAAAAGUUCUUCAGCACAUCAGCCUGGAAAAGGUGUCACCCACUAGAAUGGGGGAUUGAAGGAUUCACCCUUCAUGAUCCAGGGUGAAGGCAGUGCUUUGGUCUCCUGAGCAGCCCAGUCAAAGCAAGUACUGAGAAAACCUCCCUAGCACAUCCCAGCUGGAUAAAACCCAGCAUCAAAUGCUAACCAACAGCUGCAAUGUGUAGAGCUAUGGUGCGGGAGGAAGGGCAGGUAGCACCGUAGCUUCACCCUGCAGAGGUGUCCCGCCAAGUGUGCCAGAACCAUUGAGCCCGGCAGGAACUGGCAAAGUGAUUAGAGACAUUUUUCGCCGCUCAAUUUAGGGUAACUCUGCUCAGUGCCAGGGUAGUGGCAAGCCCUGCUGAGCCGAGUCCCCUUCGCUGGCAGCGCAGCCUGCCUUUGGGGUGCCUGACCUCCUCUCCACCCAGUGGGGAACCUCAGGACACAACUUGAUUUCUGUGGUUCACCGUCCCGGUGUCAGGUCCUAUUUUAGAUUUGCAAGCUUGUACACGAGGGGAGAAGGGCUGGUGCUUCUAGUGCACUGUCGCUGUUAAAGGUUAUCAAAAAAACCUCUUGGCUCUGUGAAGAAAUGAGUAAUGAGUGGAAGCUGGUUUUGCAGACCCUGUGCCAAGGGAAGAGUAAACCGGGAUUAAGAAGUCUUGUGGAGAAUAUUUUUCCCAACAGGCCUAAUGUUCAAUGCUCUUUUGCUCAGAAGAACUAGGAGGGUCAUGAUAACUGAAGCUUGAAAUAAAGGACUUGCCUGGACUAACAGAAACAACAGGUCUGGAUGAACACUUGUCACAGCUCACUCAGAAGGUGGCUGCUAUGAAGAAGUCUCUCAACAAGUGCAAACAGUCAGCACAUGUAAUACUCAGCCUGGUGCUAUUACUUGCACCAGUGGUGCGUUUCUUUUUUUCUCUUUUUACCCCUCCCCCAAGUCUAGAUGCCCUGUUCACCACAAACCAGUAAGAUUUCCUGCCAUCUCCCAGAUCAUAUGAGAAUGUACAAUAGCAAUUGCCUGUCAGAAGGAGGGAGCAGGGGAACAGGGCAACGGGCUAGAGCCACGCACAAAAACUAGAAGUAUCUUUGUAUUACAUGGGCAAAUAAAAUCAUAGGAAGUGAUUAGAACUGAUGUGCUGAAUUAUUUAACUCAACUCGCUGCUUCAAAACUGUCAUAAACUGGUUUUUUUUUUAAUUUUAAUUUUUAUUUCCCAGCCCAUCUGAGGCAGCAUAGUUUCCCCUGAAAGCUUCUGGACACAGGAGAGGACAAUUAUCUGUCUGUAGAGGAGUUUGACUUCCUGCAUCUGACGUUCUUUUGUUUUUAUUGCCUUCUUUCUUCUGGCACAACUGCCCGGGCUGUUCUGACUCACUCCCCAAUGGCCACAUGGGAGGGAGCAGAGAGCGAGCAGCACCUACCACAUGGAUAACAGCGGUAUUAGGAAGAGACAAUCUCUUCAACAAUUCUUAUUUCCACUAGAGUUGAUGGGGGCCACGUUAGUUUUGUGAAUGCCUUGCACUGCUGUAUGCUUACGUUUCUCUUUUUGUGAAUGUGGAAUUUGAUACUGCAUACCGUUGAUACUGCUGACCCGCCUCUUCCUCAAAGGCUGAAGCAAAAGAAGAGACUGUCCUACCACCUCUCAGCUUGCUUUCGUAUUCAUCCUCAGCGUGGGAUUUUACAGGGCUUGAUUUUUUUCCCCACUGUUAUCCACCAUGUAACUGAAGCUUUUUUAGUAGAGGUAGAAACAACACUGGCUGGAGUACCGGUUUUAUAUCAAGGACAGCCAUUUCAUACUCCCUUUACUGUGAAAACAUUGGCAGUUUUUGGAACAUCUCCAGUCAAAACGCUAUCGGUGUGGAGAGUCUGGGUCACACCUGAAGCCAGUGGUGAACCCCAGGGAGGAGGCCCUUGAAGAGGGUUUUGCUAGCAUCACUUUGUGACUCUGACUUGAUCACAGGUGCAUAGAUUAAGAUAUUGUCACCCAAAGUGCAUGACUCAUUUGUCUUUUUAAGGUCCGUUAUUGUGUGAUGUAAAACCACCUUUUUGGCAGUUUGGUGUUGUAACACUUUUAGCACUCGGAGGCCUAACACUCCAGAAAAUGCAUUUACACUGCAUUUAAAGCUUGCAUGUAACUAAAUCCUGUCAAGGAAAGUCUUUACAUAAUGCAUCAACAUAUGCUGGGUUUUUGUCUCUUUUUAGUACAGUAUAGCUAUACAAUGGGUUGGAGUGGCUUUUCUAAGUUAUUAAAAAUAGCCCUAGGCAAGGCUGGUCUUUAAAAUAAGUGUCAAGAUCCCUAAAACACCUGGGAAAGAGAGAGAAAAGGACCAGUUUGGAUCUAUGCAGAACUUUUUUACCUAGCAGUUUUCAUUAACUUCAGUGUCCUAAUUAUUUUUUAAACUGGGAAGAAUUACAUUAAGUAGGCUUGAAAAAUAAGAGGAGCAAAAAUAAAGUAAUAUGUUAUUUCCUUUAGCUAUUAAUAUUUCUAAAUCCAAACCUCAUUAUAAAGCAAAUGACCUUUUUUAGGGAAUAAAUGUCUGGAGAAACUUCUCUGCUGCUUUAUCAAGUAUAUCUGUUAUCCAGACUUUAGCAGCUCAGCUAAUAAGAGAUGUUUUAAUGCAAGAUCAUUUUUCUCCUAAAAUUUGAAUGGUGUGGGUUUUAGACCUCAAGUCACAGCACAUAUGUUCCUUCCGUAUAGCCAACAUUAAACUGCUGGAGAAUCUCUAAAGGUCUAUUUUCUACCACCUGUGACAAUUUUUUAAAAAUAUCUUUUGUGCUUUUAAGACUGCAGUAGGUAGAAUGGAUUGUUUAGGGGAAAAAAUGAGCUCAGAGUAAAAGAUUUUGGAAGAUGAUACCGGGAUGUUUAUAAUGCAUAUUAUGGUUCAGAGGGCUGUGUGAAUUUAACCAUUACUGUAUAUUUACGUUGACAUUUACAUACAAGCUCCUACAUAAUAAACAUUUAUUGCCCAAGCAGGUAAUAUUAGAGACUGCUGUUAACUUGGACUAGAAAAUAUUGGAGCUGUUACAUGGCCACAUGCAUGGCCUUCUCGAUACCUAGGAAUGCGCUCCUAGAAAUGUUUUUACUGGGAUUAAAUAUUCAAAGCCCUUAUAGCAAAAAAAAAAAAAAAAAAGAAAAUGGCUGCUGAAUGGACAUUAGCAAACAAUUGCUGUGAGCAAGAAUAUGAAUUACUGUCCAUAUAGACAUAAUUCUGUGUUCUCCUUUUUAAUGUAAAUAUUUAAAAACCUACUACAAAUAUGAAAAAUAUUAUUUCUCUGGCGAAGAAUGUGGGAAAUCAUACAUUAUUUUUUCUUUAUCAUAUAAUCUACUAGUUUCUUAGGGCUUUUCCCAGUGAAUUGCAAAGUUUUAGAACUUUAUCCAUUUUAAUUAAUAAAAAAAUUAUUUUUCUGGAAUUUGCCAUUGCAUUCACAGUUGUUCUUCCAGGCUUGUACCUGCGUGUUAUCCAGGUCUGUAUUGCCUAUUAUGGCUUGAUUUACCCACUGAAUUAGAUUUGCCGCUGGGUGCCUGCUACAGAAGCCAGACUAUGGGCUGCCUGUCAGUCUUUCCAACAGAGAAGAAAGGCUGAAUGAAGUAAAAAGAAAAAAAAGUCGAGUUUUCUUUCCCUCUCAGGAGACUGCUCGUCCAGAACAGGUCUUGGAAUCACUGUUUGAGCACCUGAUGAAACUUACGAUACUUUUUGACUCGAUUAGAACUGAGUUGGUAACAGCUGUGGGGCAUUCAGCAUCCUCAGUCAAUAGUGAUUUUUAAAACCGCUGUUUUAGCCUUAAUGCUCUGUGCUCUCAAUUAUGAGAUGUAGAAAUCUGGACGUUCACCAACCUGAUGACAUGCCUCAUAAGCAAUGACGCCACGAGUCACUGAAAUAGAGACAAGAAGUCUGAGCUUCAGAAAUGAUGCUCUGUCUUUAACCCGCACAGCAAACACGCAAAGACCAACCUACUGAGCAGCAAUCUGCUCCAGUAUUUUCAGCCUUCCAGAGAUCACACAGGAAGCUUGUGCUGCAUAAGUUUAAGCCGUAUGCAAAGCUGCCAUUCUUUUAUAGAAUUUUGUCACUACUGACAUACUGUCAAGUGGAUGAGAAGGAAAUCAGACGGAGUAUGCAACUUGACUUGAAAUGUUAGGUGUACAGCGAAAGACAUUUUCAUGAAAAAUGUCACAUCCCCGGUAAUCUAGGUUUUGGACAAGGUAACAUAAGCCAGAUCUGCUGCAGUAUUUUACAGGUUUGCUGAUGGCUUCUUCACAUUUUAGUGCUGAAGUUCUGUUGACCACGCAGUUCACAAAUAUUUUGUAAUUGUAAAAAUGCUUUUAAUGGUUUUAUUUGAGGAAAAUCUUAAGAUCUACACGGCUACAAUAGAUUUUUUCCAUUAAAAUUUAUUCUAUAUACCAAAAUUAGUUGAAACUUAUAAUGUUUCUGAAAAAGCUAGCAAUUAAUUAGUGCUGCUGCAAGUUCUUUAAGCACUAGCAGUUGUUAGUUUACAGAAAAACACAGUUUUGCUUUCUCACUUCCUCACACCUGGGAGAAGCAACUCAUCACGGUUCGGGCUCAAGAUCCACUCUUUUGUUCCAAAAGUCCAUCUUUGAAAUACAUCCAUAAUAUGCAUUGCCUACAAAGAAAUGGUAUUUUAGUUUAGAACAGUGAAGCCUAGCUGUCAUGCUGUUGAGCUCCCUCUCCCGUCUGUACGUGUGUGUUACCUCUUGGCAUACGUAGUAAGUGUUUGGGAACAGGGACGGGCUUGGUUCUGGCUUUGUAUGGCCUUUAGCGUAAUUGGAUCUUUGGCCAUGAAAUGGAGGUUGUAGAAGUUAUUACAAAAUCAAUAAUAAUAAUGCAAGGGUCACCCUGUAGCCUAAUAGAUCUGCCAUUCCUUCAGUGGUGCUAUGUAUACCUUUUUCUUUCUGGUAUUCUACUUGAGUCCCUGAAGGUCUUGCUUCCCAUGUGCUUCAGUAAGUGUAUGAUGUACUAAAUCUGAUCUCUACAGGAAAUUUCUUGCAUCUUAUUUUUUUGCUGCAAUAGGUAGUGAUCUGCCUGCAAAUCAGUCUUUUCUGCCUUGCAAAAUUUGUCAUGAUCCCCUUCUGGGUCUUCCCAAGUUCCACUCCAGCCUCAGCCCCAGCCCUUCUUUACUAACUAUCUCUGCCCUUUCUCCAUGGGAUGUUCUGUAGGAUCCUCCUGUAGGGUACCCGGUGAAUUUCUUGCCGGACAUCUGCACAGAUGGAGCACAUCUUCUUGAGGAACUCCACUGGCACCUCUUGUCAUUGACAAGGUCCAUUUUACUUCGUUGUUGGUACAAAUCCUUAAACUUCAUAACGGCCUCGAUUUCCUCAGGUCAUAUGGCAGCUCUUUGUUUUAUUGUGGGAGACAACCGAAAAAGAUCCCCCUAUUCUGCCAAAGCAUUAACAGCGGGCUCUGCAGCCUGACCGGCGCUGCGAUGGUCCUUGUACACGCAGUACAACCGCCCUGCCCUGCAAGAGGAACCCCGCUGCGCCGGGCAGAUGAGCCUUUGUUUUGUAAGUCGAGCUAGAAAUACCAGAAAAAUACUAUCGUUCCUUGCUAAGAAAAAAAAAAGGCCACGGGGGAAGCCGCUGGUGGAGGUGUACGCAAGGAAGGGGUUUUGUAAAGCCCAGAAUGUGCAGAGCUGCAUCCGAAUCUGCUGGUUCUCUGGGGCGCCCCUGCCUGAGAGGGACUGUGGCAGAGUGAGAUGCUGCAGGAAGCGAAGUGGCUCAGCAGCUGUCUGUGCCUGUGCUCCUCCAGGGGCUGCUUCUUGGAGAAGUAUUAAAACAGAAAGUCAAAGAAACAGAAGUGUUUAUCUGGGCAACCUUCACCAGGCAGUAGUACAAGUCAUUUUGUUUUUUUUUAGUAGCAAACUCUCUGAUUGGCCACAAUUUGCUAUUUUAUAAAUCUAAAGUCAUAAUAUGGUAAGUGUUAUGUUUGUUAAAGUUACAUUUCAAAGUAGUAAAGCAGAUUUGUUGCAAGCUAUUUAUUUCAGUACUCAAAGGGUUUCACUGAGGUAAGAAAAGGGAAGUUGUCUUGAAGCUUAGUAUCGUAAUUCAUUUCAGCAUUUCCUUUUAAACAUCAUGUUUACCUUCUGCAAAAACUAACCCUCCCUGAUUCUUGUGAUUUUAACAGAGGAGCUGCUUUCAUACUUUAAAAUGUUGCUUUCCAUCCAAUCUGGAAGACUUUUGCACUAAACCUGAGCGUAAGUCACUCACUGGUGAGAUGGUGAGCUUCUACUGUUGCAGGAAGUGGUUUUAUUUUACUUUUUUUUCCUGCUUUCUUUCUGUCUUUAUAAGCCGUGGCAGAUUAACACAAAUGCUGUCUAUAGACAUGUGACCUAGAUGUUUUCCGUUUUUUGAAAUAGUUAAAACUGUUGCUGGUUGAUGGCCGCUUGAGAUGAGACGACGUCUGUGAGGCUGUAGGUCAACCCGGUAACCAUGGAAAGGUCUACAACUUCUGAUACAGCCUCUGAAAAGCCUAAUCCUUCCCACCACAGUACGGGGGCUGUGCAAAUGAGGAUCAAAAAUGCCAACACUCACCACGAUAGACUGAGCCAAAGCAAAUCUAUGAUUCUUUCUGAGAACGUGAAAGUCACUGAGCCUAUAAAUCGUCAUAGAAGAAAUCAUUCCCAACACACCUUAACGCUUGCAGACAUCAUUAGUACACAGGAGCACACGGUAGUGGAGAAAGAAGGAUAUCUUCUAAAAGCUAAAAUAUCAGACGGUGGCAAGAAAUUAAGAAAAAACUGGUCCACGUCCUGGAUUGUUCUCACAGCUCGGAAAAUGGAAUUCUACAAAGAAUCCAAGCAGCCGGCGCUGGCCAACCUGAAACCAGGACAUAAACCUGAGUGUGUGGAUUUGUGUGGUGCUCGCAUUGAGUGGACCUCUGAGAAAUCCAGCAGAAAGAAUGUCUUUCAGAUCACAACAGUGUCAGGAAAUGAGUUCCUCUUCCAGUCGGAUAUCGACUUUCUCAUAUUGGAUUGGUUCCACGCUAUCAAAAAUGCAAUUGACAGAUUGCCAAAAGAACGGAGUUGUACAUCGAGAAAUUUGGAGUUCAAACUCAGAAGAUCCUCCAGCAUCGAAUUACUGAAUAGCUUAGACACUGAAUCCAAAGAACCAAAGCCUGAACACAGAAAAUCUUUAAUUUUCAGACUGAACUACAGUGCCUCUGACACAAAUGACAGAAACCGAGUUAAAAGCAGAUUAAAGAAGUUCAUCUCCCGAAGACCCUCCUUGAAAACAUUGCAAGAGAAGGGGCUUAUUAAAGAUCAAAUUUUUGGCUCCCAUUUGCACUUGGUUUGUGAGCACGAGAAAUCUACAGUCCCCCAGUUCGUAAGACUGUGUAUCAAAGCAGUUGAAAGAAGAGGUCUAGAUGUUGAUGGAAUAUACAGGGUUAGCGGCAAUCUGGCAACAAUACAGAAGUUACGAUUUGUUGUCAAUCAGGAAGAGAAGCUGAAUUUGGACGACAGCCAGUGGGAGGACAUCCACGUUGUCACCGGAGCACUCAAGAUGUUUUUCAGAGAGCUGCCUGAGCCGCUGUUCCCAUACUGCUUCUUUGAACAGUUUGUGGAGGCGAUAAAAAUCCAGGACAAUGCCACUCGCAUCAAAGCCAUAAGAAGCCUGGUGAAAAAGCUCCCUCGACCAAACUAUGACACAAUGAAAAUCCUCUUUGAACAUCUAAAGAAGAUAGCAGCCAAGGAAUCCGUGAAUCUUAUGUCAACACAAAGCUUAGGAAUUGUGUUUGGACCAACACUCCUUAGACCUGAAAAGGAGACAGGGAACAUGGCAGUCCACAUGCUGUACCAAAAUCAGAUAGUUGAACUUAUGUUGAGUGAGUACAGCAAGAUCUUCGGCUCUGAGGAAGACUGACAGACAGGGCCUGUUAUUGAAAACGUUCACAUCUGUCUUGAUGUCUAAUAUUUUUACAUUUCUGUAAACAUAUUUCUGAAAUAUUUCUUUUUCUUUCAAGUGACAGAUGCCUCAUUUUGUGAAAACUUAAUGAUGAUUUUGUGUUUAAUUUUCAAACAUUGGAAUAAAAAAUAUUGUCAACAUUUGCCUAUAUGUAUUCUGCAUUAACCCUUUGAGAGUUUCAUUAUGCUAGCACUCCAAGUGUCAUUUUUUUUUGCAAGCUGAGCAUACAGCAUAUGGCCAAAGACCAUAGAAAAUUCUGUUUACUAACAUAUGCAAUGGCACAGAAAGACAAAUAGUAAUUGAAGAGAUUUGUGGGAGAUGGAUUAAAAUAUGUAUAUUAAAGGCAAAGAAUUAAAACAGUGAUACCAGAUCAUUUGUAGCUAAUCCGAAUAUAAUUUACCUUUCUCUUUGAUACAUAUUGAAAGUUAAAGACAUGAUGAAUAAUCAAUUUGCCUACCCAAGAGUUCAAAAAGAAGAUUACAUUUAAUACUUUUAAACAAAUAAAAAAAAUACACCACCAGAAAGUCACUACUUGCAUAACAGUGCCUACAAAAAUUUAAAACAAAAUUGGAACUUUGGCAUUUUUACUUAAAUGCAGUACAUGAAAUGAAGACGUUGCGUGACUGCUCAUUUUAACGUAACAUCCAUUUCGAUUCUUCAUCACACUGUACAUCUGCCCGCUUUCCCCAGCUAUCUCAUGUUCUGUAGCGUUUGUAUUGUGCUCCUGAGGAUGCUUUAUUGGUGAACUACAUUAAAUUCAUCUAGAAAGAACUUUAAGAAAAAAAAGCCUUUUCACAUGCCCUUAGGAUUACUUGGCUAGACUUGAAUCAAUUUAUGCAUUUGAUGGUUAGUUUCAGUUGUCAUGGAUAAACAAAAGGGUAACUGUCUAGAAUAUAUCAAAUAUUGUUUCAUUUUGAAAUGUAUGUUUCCAGCUAUACACAUCUCCUACCCUGUUUUGUAAAAGUAUUCUGCUGAUAAAAUGUAGACUUAUGUUUGACAGCUUUUUAAUCAAGUUCAAAGAGAAUAAAUAAAACUAAUCCAGUGUGGUAAA